CUUCGAUUCUUCCAAGCGGCUGGCAACAAGGCUGUUUUACAAGUUGCAUUCAUCAUAGUUGUUGAGUUUGUUGGACCAAAAUGGCGGACGGUGGCCGGUAUUACCUUCCAGAUUUUCUUCGCCUUGGCCUAUAUGCUUCUUGCUAUCAUCGCAUACUUUGUCCGGUAUUGGAGGACUCUGCAACUCAUCAUCUCUGCUCCACUGUUUCUUUUCUUCUUACUUAUGCCCUUCGUACCAGAAUCAGCACGUUGGCUUCUGUCUCAUGGUGAUAGCAAGGAAGCCGAGAAGAUAAUUAACAAAGUCGCCAAAGUCAAUAGAAGAAAAUUACCUGAUCCGCUCUUCACAGAAGAAGAAAUAAAAGAACAGGAAGCCGCUAGUUUAGCGCCCAAAGCAGGCAUCGUCGAUCUUUUCCGAACGCCUGAGCUCCGUUGGAGAACCAUCAACUUAAUUUACAACUGGAUGGUUAAUAAUAUGGUGUACUCUGGAUUGACGUAUAGUACUGGUGACCUCGGGGUCAAUGUCUACCUGAACUUCUUCCUGUCUGGAGCAGUUGAGAUCGUCGGUUACGUCUCAGCCAUGUUCGCCAUCGAGUUCUUUGGUCGUCGCCCUAGUAUUGCUACUUUCCUUUUCAUUGGUGGAUCUGCAUGUCUUAUCAACAUUGGUCUACCCAUUGGUACAUGGAACACAGUGGUCGCCCUGACAGGGAAAUCAGCAAUAUCGGCUUCCUAUGCCAUAGUCUACAUAUACUCCGCAGAGUGUUUUCCAACGCCUGUCAGGAGUAUCGGUGUCGGGACCUGUUCCAUGAUGGCUCGUGUGGGGGCCAUCAUCUCACCCAUGAUUCUCAUCCUGGGGGAAUACUAUUACCCCGCCCCUCUCAUCAUCUUUGGCACCACCACCAUCUUGGCUGGUUUCCUCUCCUUCCUCCUCCCCGAGACGCGCGGCAAAAAACUUCCCGAAACCGUCGAGGAAGGGGAGAUUUUCGGAACGUAA
Molecule: messenger RNA, 990 nt
Organism: Strongylocentrotus purpuratus (purple sea urchin)
Lineage: Eukaryota; Metazoa; Echinodermata; Echinoidea; Camarodonta; Strongylocentrotidae
Product: organic cation transporter protein-like
Exons: 7
Biological process (GO): transmembrane transport
Cellular component (GO): membrane
Molecular function (GO): transmembrane transporter activity
Source: RefSeq, a predicted model, not a curated record